UCUUUAAAUUAAGUGGUCCUUGCACUGUGAAGAUUGUCAAAAGUGAAGCAAUCAAAAUGAGGAAAUGCCAGACUCUAACCGGGACAACAAAAAAAGUUUGCUUGAGAACUGGGUAGAGAGGUUGCUGGGAAAAUGUGACGUGUGGGUCCCAAUGGCCUCUGUCCCUGAUUAUUCAGUUAUUAUUUGAUUUAUGUGGUCUUGCUGCUGCCCUUGCUUUGACCCUCAGAACGGCUGUGUGGGAAGUUUGUGUCUCUCAGAUAGAGUGAAGCGCUGCUCUGCAAAGUGUUUGGAGCCAAUGUGAAUGCAAAGAAACUGAUAAAUACAGAAAAGGCUCUCUGUGCUCCAGAUGCACCCCAAAGGGGAACUAUAAGAAAACAGCUCCUUGGAACUAGGCACUGAAAUAAUCUUAUCUUUUGACAACAUCUUGACUCUUCAGUUUAAAGUAACCAGAAGCUUUUUGAAAGCAUGUAACAUUCCGAACUGAAUGAAGCAGUGGGAGCUAGAGCAGACUAUGGCAAAUACCUUUGUGACCAUACCCGAUGGGUACUGCCUUAGUGACCCAAUCCAGUAUUAUGAUGCCUUCCCAGAACACAUCAGUUAUCCACUUCAAGAUCUUGACUUCCAAGCUGCUCCUUAUUGUCAGUAUUCAACCAUUCAGUUUCCUGCAGCAUUACAGACUCCAUCUCCCCAAACACAGUACAGCACAUACAACUUGGAUUCUCAAUACAGUGAUGGGCAAUACAUCAUCAGCAAUUGUGAACUCAGUAAGCCCACCUGCAUGGGUGCCCAGAAUGAUGGGGGAGGAUAUCUUGGACAGAAAAGACCCAGGCUUAGUCACUCUGCCUUGCGAAUAAAGGGACAGGAAGAGCUCUGUGUGGUUUGUGGGGACAAGGCUUCAGGAUAUCAUUACAACGCACUCACCUGUGAAGGCUGCAAAGGAUUUUUUCGACGUAGCAUCACGAAAAACGCCAUCUACAGAUGCAAGAAUGGUGGCCACUGUGAAAUGGAUAUGUAUAUGAGGAGGAAGUGUCAGGAGUGUCGCCUAAAGAAAUGUAAAGCUGUGGGAAUGCUGGCUGAAUGUCUACUAACAGAAGUCCAGUGUAAAUCAAAACGCCUCAGAAAGAAGAGUAGCUUCCUUUGUAGCAUCAAAAUGGAAGUUGAGGGAGUGGACAACAAGCAUGUAUCCUCUACAACAAAACCUUUAAAAGUAGGGUAUUUUAAAAAUAAUUUUGAUUGUUGUAUUUUAACUGUUGUAUUUUGCUUUAAAGACAUGCACAUCUUUCUUUCUAAGGUGCAGGAGCGAAUGGAACUGACUCCUGGAGAACAUCAGCUCAUUGACCAUAUUUUGGCUGCCCAUCAAAAAUGCACAAUUCCCUUGGAGGAAGCAAAGAAGUUUUUGCAGGAAACUGCCAAUGCUGAAGAGAACUUCCUACAUCUUUCAGAAACAGCUAUGGUUCAUGUCCAGGUACUAGUGGAUUUUACAAAAAGACUUCCAGGGUUCGAAAGUUUAGCCAGUGAUGAUCAGAUUGCAUUGCUGAAAGGCUCCACAAUUGAAACAAUGUUUUUACGUUCUGCCCAGAUAUACAAUGAGCAAGGGAUUGAAUGCCAGUCAUCAUUCCAUGAAAGUCAAGUAAAAUUUUCUGCCAAUGCUAUAUGUGCUCAAGAUAAAAGUACUUACUUAGGACUGUCUCAUACUGAAGAAAGCCCAACAUCAACUACUACAACAGGUAUCACUGAGGAGUUUAUCACUGCACUAUUUUAUUUCUACAGGAGCAUGGGAGAACUCAAUGUGACAGAGAGAGAGUAUGCAUUGCUUGUUGCAACUACUGUGUUUUUUUCAGAUCGUCCACUCCUAAAAAACAAACAACAUGUGGAGAAACUCCAGGAACCCUUUUUAGGAAUUCUGUACAAGUAUUCAAAGAUAUAUCACCCUGAAGAACCACAACAUUUUGCCCGUCUCAUAGGGCGACUCACUGAACUCAGAACCCUCAAUCACAACCACUCAGAAGUCCUAAUAACCUGGAGAACAAGGGAUCCUAAGCGGAUACCUGUACUUUGUGAAAUAUGGGACUUGCAUUAAACAAUCUGCCAAUUA
Messenger RNA from Podarcis raffonei (Aeolian wall lizard), 2095 nucleotides. RefSeq names its product bile acid receptor-like. Bases 485 to 2080 code for a protein of 531 amino acids. The record is from RefSeq and is a predicted model, not a curated record. Gene Ontology annotation, molecular function: RNA polymerase II cis-regulatory region sequence-specific DNA binding; zinc ion binding; nuclear receptor activity. Gene Ontology annotation, biological process: negative regulation of transcription by RNA polymerase II; positive regulation of transcription by RNA polymerase II; negative regulation of inflammatory response. The transcript is spliced from 10 exons. Lineage: Eukaryota; Metazoa; Chordata; Lepidosauria; Squamata; Lacertidae.